AGGGAAAGUAACCAAAAAACUCCCAGCAGCUUUUCUGUGCUGUGACUUACUCAGUGUGGUCAGGCUGCAGAGAUCUCUAUGUGCUUUGGAACAGCCAGGACUCCAGCAGCAGGCGGGGAAGGGCUGCUGGGGAGGCCGGAUGGCUGCUAUGGGGAUGGGCAGCGAAGGGCAGCAGCUGCAGGCUGUAAUGGAGUCUGGGACGGGUACAACAAGGCACUAUGGCCGCCUUCAGUGCGGCAUUCGUACACAGGCUGGGAUCUUUUGCAAGACUUUAUUCUCAAAAAUAGAUGCAAUUAAGAACUACAAACCACACACACACAUAUAUAUAUAUGUCCCAGCCUACAUACUCAUACAUCAGUGUCUGUGCGUAUAUGCAAAACGGUCUUUCUCAUCUGCAGCAGCACACAGGGCAGCUUCUGCCGAUCCAUUUUUAUUUUUAUUUUUAUUUUUAUCUUUGUUUACUUCCUCUCCCAUCAGCUCCCGCUCCCCCAGCCCCGAGCCCACAGCUCAGCACGGAGCCGCAGGGCGGGGCUGCCUGCCGCCGCUCCCCCGCGCAUCUCCGCAAUCUCGCGAGAUUUUGUUUGAAACGGCGGCGGGAGGGCGAAGCUCGGCUCAGGCCCGGCCCGGCCCCGCCGCGAUGCCGCGGAUGCUGCGCACGUACUCGCGGCGCGGCGGGUACCUCCGCGCCCUGCCGCAGCCCGACCGCUGGAUUUCGCCCCCUCAGGACCGCAGGCGGCUCUUCAGCUCCUCCUCGGCCGCCUCCAGCGUCGCCUCCAGCUCCCUGUCCAGCGCCCUCUCCGCCCCCUCGGACGACCCCGACUUCUCGCCGCCGAGGAAGCGCCGCCAGAAGCCGUUGGGUGAGCGCCCCGCCCGCUCCCGCUACCUGCGGAGCCGGCGCGGGGCGGACAAGGAGAACCGGCCCCCGGCCGCGCUCAGCUCCCCGUCGCCCUCCCCGCCGUUGCUCCGCGCCCGCCGCCGCCGCCGCCAGGGGUCGCCCUCCGCCUCCCGCCGCCCGCUGCUCUGCAGCACCCCGCACUGGGCGCCCCCCUGCGGCUCCGCCCGCCCUUCCCGCCGCGCCGCCGCGGCGCUCGCGGAGCUCAGCACCAGCGUUGAGGGCGGCUCGGCGCCGCGGUGCGGCCCGGGGCUCUUCUCGCCUCGCGACGCCUCUUUCGGCGGCGUCCCCGACUCGCCGGGCGGCUCGGAGCGGCUCCCGCCGUCGCCGUGCACGCGGAGCGGCGGGGCAACGGGAGCGGCGGCACCGGGCGAGAGCUCGGCGCCGGGGCUGCGGUCACAGACGGCCCGCGGGGUUCUGAGGGCGUCCGCGCGGGAGCCUCUGCGCGGAGCCGCCGCUCCCGUCGAUGGCGAAGCGCAGCGCGGCUCGGAAGGGCCCGGCGGGGAUGUGAAGGGCGAUGAGACGGCGGGGAGCCCGGGCGGACGCGGGGACGCGGCCGAGCGGCGGCUGAUGCCCGUGGUGGUUUUGGAGCGAGGGGAAGUGCCGCUGUGGCUGAGCGGCCGGAAGGCGGCGUCACCGCUGGGCGGGCGAGGAGCCGCGAAGCAGCGGCGUAAAAGUCCCAAACUGAUCCCCGGGGAGGGCAGCACCUGCAGGAAAGCCUGCAUCAGCGGCUUCAGCGCCAGCCGCUGGGGGAGGCAACCGCGGCUCCGUCCGCGCGGGUGCAAAAAUAAGAGGCAGCAGCAGGCGGGAAACUCCUUGGUCGGAGCGCAGCUGAGACGACGAGGAAGGAAGAAGGGCGUGCAGAUGUCAGGAGGGACGCGGGACGCUGACUGCUCGUUCCUCAAUAACUCCCACCACUGGGGUAGAUUUCGAGCAUCUCUGUCGUUCCAUAAGAAAAAGAAAGUGAUCUCAGAUGACAGUUCCUAUGCCAGCAUCCUUUGUAAUCCCUUUGUGAAUCCCCAGCUUUCAGGGCACCAAGUGACCCUGUCUUCCAGUAAGGCUGAGAGCUACGCCUUGUCUGCUUCCUCUGUGAUCCUGCUGGCUCCCAUGAAUUCCUCUUCAGCCUUAGAGAUCACGCUUACGGAUGCAGAGAAGGUGUUUAGGGAAUGCCAGCAGGAGGAACCUAUCCCUUUUGAGGAUUGCAUCCCCUUAGAUAAGUUGAAAAACUGCAAGAAAAUCGGAGAAGGGGUGUUUGGAGAGGUUUUCCAGAUCGACAGUGAGAGAGGAUCUGUGGCCUUAAAAAUAAUUCCCAUUGAGGGAUCUGAAAGGGUGAAUGGUGAAGCUCAAAAGAGCUUUGGAGAGAUCCUACCUGAAAUAAUAAUUUCGAAGGAACUCAGUCUUCUGUCUGAGGAGUCCGUGAAUAGGACUGUAGGGUUCAUCAGCUUGUACUCUGUGCACUGUGUUCAAGGGGCUUAUCCUAAACAUCUCCUAAAAGCCUGGGACACAUACAACAAGACAACAGGAUCGGAAAACGAUCGGCCAGAUCUGUUUGGGGAAGAGCAACUCUUCAUUAUUCUGGAGUUUGAAUUUGGAGGCAGUGAUUUGGAGAACAUGAGAAAGAAACUGAGUAGUGUGGCUUCAGCAAAAAGCAUUCUGCACCAGGUGACUGCUUCGCUGGCUGUGGCAGAACAGGAACUGCACUUUGAGCACAGAGACUUGCACUGGGGGAACGUGCUGGUAAAGAAAACAGAUGCAAAGGAGCUUAACUACGUGCUGAACGGGACUACAUGCACAAUCCCCACAGCAGGGAUCCAUGUCAACAUCAUAGAUUAUACCUUGUCUAGGCUGGAGAAAGAUGGGUUAACUGUCUUCUGCGACCUUUCCACUGAUGAAGAGCUGUUUCAAGGCACAGGGGACUACCAGUUUGAUAUCUACAGGCAAAUGAAAGCGGAGAACUCCAAUGGCUGGACAGACUAUCAUCCACACAGCAAUGUCCUCUGGCUCCACUACUUGACAGAUAAGCUUUUGAAGGAUGUAGUGUACAAGAAAAAGGAAUCAUCAUCUGCCAUGAGAAAAAUAAAGCAGCAGCUGACAAAGUUUCAUAAAGAAGUACUGACUUUUGGGUCUGCCAUUGAAGUUUUAGGCAGCAGCAGCCUCUUCCAAUGAGUAAGGGAGUGCAGGACUUCCAAGAACUGAUGCUGCCCUUCUCCUUUGCUGUUUUUUAUGAACGGUCUUUUAAAUGUUAGCGGAAUGAAGUGUUAACAUCAGUUAGCAAUGUGAAUGGUAAACUAUCAAAAACGUGUAAAAAACACACAAAAAAAGGCUUCUGCUCUAGCAUGUUUCCAUAUGUACUGUCUUUGAGGGGUGAGGGUGGAAAGGAAAUGGACUCGACCUUGGGGAGGAGGGGGAGAUGCCUUCAGGCCCACUUACGUUAUUAAAAGUUCUUUCCUCAUUCUAUCAAUUUUCUUACCAAGUUCUUUGCUUAAAACCAAAACCAACCAACCAAACCCCACGAUUGCAGACAGGUGAGCGUUGCUAGCCCAGCCAGAGGAAGGGGAAGAAGGCACUUUUUGACGUAGUUUUCAAAAUGACCUUUUGUUCAUUUUGGCACAGUUUGUACUUGGCGUGAGGCUAUAAAAAGUAAAUUUCCUAAAGUUUCAGUAGUUUGGCUUUUAAAAACAUUCUAAUCUGCAAUAAUAUGGUUUUCUUUUUCCUCUCUGUGAGGACCAUUGUUAAUGUGAUAACAUACUGCGUUAUUUUAAAAAAUACCUCUUUUCCUGAUGCAUUUUUGACAGCUGUGACCUUGUAUGCUGACAGGAUCCCAAAGCUGUGACCUGAUGGUAGCAUUAAAGUGAUUUUCUCCGUUUAUCUAGAGAAGAAAAUGCACAGGGGGUUCUUUAGUCUUCAUGGCAACUGGGUGACGCAAACUAAAGCUGAAGAUAUAUCAAAUUUGAAUUCUUUGUUUUCAAGAAGUCCUUGGCUAACAUUCAUGUGCAUCAAAGAAACUGGCAGAGGAAGAUAAAUCAGUCUAAGUGAACAUUUAAUUUAAUUAUUAUUGAAAAUUAGUACAUCCAGUGACCCAGGUGCAUUAAGGAAUGAAGAGGAAGAACCUCCCCACCUUCAAGGCUCUUACUUUUGCUAUCUUAAGCUACAGAAAGCAACCUGACAAUCUGCACUGCUUGAAAUUAUUACGGUGGAAAUCAUACUGGAAUCCUACCAGGCAUCCUCUCCAUCCUUUUUCCUCUAAUUGACUUAAGUAAUGGAACGUAAUUGAGUAUUUCUAAAGCUUACUUGGUGAGAGCUGCAGUGAAUGCACAUCUGACAUCAAAGACAUUUUCUUCGGUCAGAAUGGUGCUAUUAUGCUUUAGAAAGGAAAAAAAAAAGCAGAAUGGAUAAAAACAACUUUAUUACCUGCCCAUCUUGGUCCUUUAUUUCCGAAUUGCCAGCAUUGGCUGUACAAGGAUGGAAACUGGCAGUUAAAGGGAGAGGAGCCAGCCUGCUGUCCUGCAGGGUGACGUACAGCAGUGCUGGGGUUGCUGUUUGUUAUGAGGUCUUUGAAAGCUGCCAUUGCCUUGAAGUGUUUCCCCACAACCAAUGUUGAUCUGUCAGUGUGCAACGUUGCUCUCAUUAAUCAAAACGGGAAGAUUUUACCCUUCAAAAAAUCUGACUUUAAAUUCAUGUAGAAAACUUUGCC
Molecule: messenger RNA, 4586 nt
Organism: Phasianus colchicus (ring-necked pheasant)
Lineage: Eukaryota; Metazoa; Chordata; Aves; Galliformes; Phasianidae
Gene: HASPIN
Product: histone H3 associated protein kinase
Biological process (GO): protein phosphorylation; intracellular signal transduction; mitotic cell cycle
Cellular component (GO): nucleus; cytoplasm
Molecular function (GO): histone H3T3 kinase activity; ATP binding
Source: RefSeq, a predicted model, not a curated record